This is a messenger RNA of Vitrella brassicaformis, 1576 nucleotides long. The record is from the annotation of a GenBank genome assembly. Lineage: Eukaryota; Vitrellaceae.
CGGACAGUCUGUGCGUUGCGAGCGUGACGCACUCGGCCGAGAAUGGGUCACUCGAGUCAUCCUCUCGCUUGCUGCGGUGAGAUGGUGGCCCAUUGAGCUUACAGACAUCGGAGGUGAGGGAGGCCGACCACUCACUGACAGUUCACUGACUCACUGAUGCACUCACUGAUCCAUUGGCCUCAAUGCGGUCGCCGUCCUUUUCUGUUGGCAUCUCUCCCUGUGUGUCUGUCGGCCCAUCGCUGCAGGUUUGUCGUUGAGGAGUGACGGCGGCCUCCUCAUCUGCCGCUGCUGGUGCUGGUGCUGCUAGUGGUGCAUUCAGUUCUCUGCAUGCUCAUCUGUCCAUCUGUUCAUCGAACGAGGUGAGCAGCACACAGAUCAAUGAGCAGCAUGCUUGAUGCACACGAUCCUCUGUCGGCUCUGUCGCUCUGUGCAGGCUGUCGUCGAGCACAUCAUAGCCCAGAUGCACCGCUUGUUGUCCCUUGGCGAUCCACGAGACGCGUGUGCUUCGAAUUGGCAGCGCGGCUCGGGGCAUCGCGUCUGGUGGUGCUGCGAGAUUCGGCCUACCGAAGAUCUUGUGUGUCUUGGUUGGUCUUGUGUGGUUGAUGGGGAGUGCUGAGAGCACGUCGGCGGAGGAGGAGCAGGUGGAGAUGGAACUCAAAGACAUGGAACAGGGUACGCAGGCAGGCAGGCCUGUGCUGUGGCAGGCUCGGUCUCACGUUACGCUGCCUUUUCUCGUUUCUUUCUUUCUUGCGUCACGUCAGGUGUGUUGCAGGACGACAAUUUUCCGUGGUUCCACAUCGUGCAGUGGUGCAGCGAGGACGUGUCGUCGGACACCGUGUUCCGCUGGUCGCUGGACGAGGUCCGCGAAAGAGUGCUGCGGCUGACCGACAGCGUCGAGUCGUUCCUGGAGCAGUGCCCUCCGGCUGACAUACCCGAGUUCACACUCGAUGACUCCACCACAUUCGUAGAAUGGUCAGUCAGCGAGACAGACAGACAGACAGACAGAACAGCAGGGAGAGACAGCGCACGUGUGAGUGUCUGUGUGAGUGUAGGGCGGGUGCCUUGUUGGACCAGCUGCCGUCGCUCAAGGAGGUGCGGUACCGUCUGGUGCCGUCGAGGAUCAAGGAGGAACGGUUCUGGAAACGCUACUUCGGAGCCAUCAAGAACAUUCUCACACAAGAGGUACGUACGUACGCCUGUCUGUCGGUCUGUCUGUCAGCCAGAAAGGCAGAGAGAUAGAGAGGGAGUCAGAGAGAUGGAGAGGGAGAUACAUACAUGCAUGGCCACAGUGGCCAGCACCGUCCCUGUCUGUGGGUGUCGUGUUGGUCCAUUGUGUCCAUUACUCAGUUGCUGGCCACGCCCACAGCUGAGAAGACCCGAGCGUUCUCCAUCAAGGCCUCCGUGCAGAACGGCCUCCCGCCACGUCCUUCAUCCAUCGCACCCGACGCAGCACAGUCGCACACGCACUUGAUGAACGGCACCACCCAGCCCAAUGGCGUCCCACAGACCGACGCCCUCUUGCCCCCUACCAUCCCCAGCCCAUGAUAGCCGCUGCGCCACACCAUGCCGCUCCCAC